GUCCUCCGGUCCCCCGAUCCGGCCGUCCUCCGGUCCGUUCCGCUCCGGCUGCCGCUCCCUGCUGCGGGCUGGGGCGGUUGCGGGUCCGCGCUCGGGGGAGCGGCGGAGGCGGCGGAGGCCAUGCGGGGUCCCGGCUGGGGCGCAGGGUCCCCGGGCCCGCCCCGCCCCGCGCCGCCGGCCCCAUGAAGAGCCCCCGGGACCACCACUCAGCCGCGGGGGCAGCAAACACAGGUGACUAUGUCCAGCUCAAAGUGCCAGUCAUUCAGCAGUUGUACCAUUGGGACUGUGGCUUGGCCUGCUCCAGGAUGGUACUACAGUACCUGGAUCAUCUGGAUGACGACGAUUUUGAGAGAGCCUUGCAGGAGCUCCAGUUGACAAAGAGUAUAUGGACCAUCGACUUGGCCUACCUCAUGCGGCACUUCGGGGUGAAGCACCGGUUCUGCACGCAGACGCUCGGAGUGGACAAGGGCUACAAGAACCAGUCAUUCUACAGGAAACACUUCGACACUGAAGAAAAUCGGGUCAACCAGCUGUUUGCACAAGCAAAAUCCUGCAAGGUGCUGGUGGAGAAGUGCACCGUCACCAUCCAGGAUAUCCAGGAGCACCUCUCCCAAGGUCACAUAGCCAUCGUCCUGGUCAACGCCGUCCUGCUCUUGUGUGACCUGUGCUCGAGCCCCGUCAAAUACUGCUGCUUCCUCCCCAUCGGCCAGAAGUGCUUCUGCCGGAAUCCUGACUACCAAGGCCAUUUCAUCGUGUUGUGCGGCUACAACAAAGCCUCAGGGAGCAUCUUCUAUAACAACCCUGCCUAUGCCGACAGAAUGUGUAGUACCAGUGUCACUAAUUUUGAGGAAGCCAGGACCAGCUACGGCACAGACGAGGACAUCCUCUUUGUCUACACAGACAGCUGACAGCCAAGCCCAAUUGGUGCUUCCAGUCACUUGGGACUCUGCCUUCCAGCAGGGCCCGCGGGGCUACUUGUCUCAGGACUUCUCCAGCAGGGGCUGCGGGAGAUACCGACUGCAGUGGGAUUUUACACAAGGGACGCUUUAUUUUACUUGACAUUAAAACGCUUAGCACAAGGGCGUGCCCACCUCAAGAACUCGCUAAGUACCGUCGAUCGACUGACGUUCAGAGAGAGCCGCAGCGCCGUCUACAAUCCUUUACUCCUGACUAGGUAUCUCAUGUGGCCAUACAGCUGCCCGGUUUUAAAAGUGGACACUGCGCAUUGCCGUUUGAAAGAACAGUCGGUUGUCGGAGCGUGCUAUCUCCCUCCAUUGGGUAUGACUUCGCUUCUGUAAAGGGUCCCGAACCCAAACGAGCACAUGAACUUCGUUGGUUGCCAGAGAGCUUGGCCCGGAUUGAAUUAAGGGAAAGGAAAAAUUCCCCAAAGCUGAUCUCGGCUUCGGAUCUCAGGAUAUGCGUUUCAAAGAGAGAAAUCCAGAGGACCUGGAGCUUUUUUUGUUUUUGAAGGAAUGUGUUGGAUUGGCAGCUGCUUAUGUAACUGAUUCAUCCAGUGGCAGGUGCCACAAAGCCUUCAGUGCACAAUGCCUUCUACCCCACAGCACCGUCCCCCGUGUCGACUCACCUGUACUGGCCACACCAGGCCGACGUGGCUGCUGGAGCUGGAAGCACCGUUGGAUGUCCUGUUGUUAAUCCAGUGCUGAUGCUCGCGCUCCUUUUCGCUGGAAGGGCUAUAGAAUCCUUUCGCCACCCCCCACCCCUGAAUGUUCAAGCGCUUGCCUCAUCUUUCUCAUCCAGUGGCCUUGAAUUUGACUUUUUAAGAAACAGCAAGAGGGUGAAGUCCCAGUAGGAGGACUCAGGAACUCUGGCUCGCUGGGGUGAGAGAGCACGGACCGCCGCUUCUGCCCUUCCCAAAGACUUGGGAUUUUCCUUCUGUCGGAAGCCAAGAUUUGAUCCGGGGAUGCCAACGGGGCAAAAAUCGUGCCCCUGCUGUGUCAGUGAGGUGGCACUCCAGGAUUUGCCAGGUCUCCGUAGCUAACGAAUAGGGCAAGUUUAUGUCUGAGCUGUGGGGAAGAAACACUUAAAACUCUAGAUCAUAACUGCCUAAGCAUUGAAGGCAACCGUCAAAACUCCAGGCUUGCCGAACUGUCUUAGGUGGAUUCUUAGAUUUUGAUGUACACAGAACGAAGACAUAAAUCCCAGGGGCCAGAGUCUUGAAGACAUCUGAGAACAACCUACCCUUCUGAGCAACCCCAAAUUACUUAAAGGCAAUAAUAGCCCAGGGAAGUCAUGCUUUUAAGAUUCAGGUAGAAUGCUGAUGCUACGGUUACACUUCUUUCCAAAAUUCUCUUUUGGAUUAUUUUUCACUUCCACGGGUCAUUUAGUUCUGCAGUCAGGCUUUUGGAGGGUUGCGGGGGGAAAUAAAUUAGUUACUGAACAUUGACCAAGUUUUCAAAGGCACAGCAACAAGAACUUUAAACCUGAAACUGCCUCUUGGAGCUACGGAGUAGGAUUUCUAAACCAGCAAUUCCGCUGUGUGUUGUUCUAUCUGAGGUACUGCGGUUGGAGGAGUCCCUAAGUGGACACAUUGCUGGUGUAUAGCUGUGCUGAAAAAGAAAUCAGGCAAACCAUACGCCAGCAUCUAGGAGGGGGAAAAAAUGGCAGAAUCGAAUGGGGCAAUUCAAGGUCACCACAAAAACAUUUUCAAGUGAUCUUAUCUGUGUCUUGGUAGUAGGACGUGGGUUUCUGAGGUCCGAAGAGUGGUGGGAGCUGAGUCGAAGAGGAAUUGCCUUCCUUAAUGGCAUUUCCUCCCUUCAGACACGGCACAGACAGAGCCGGAAGAACAGGCUGGAUGGAUUGAGACCAUCUCGGGACAGAUGGGACUUAAUGAACAUUGGAGAGGAGGAAGGGCGAUUGGAUCGACAGAGUUUUAAGACCAAAAAUAGCGACUCGUGCGGUUAUUUUUACUCAACCCCAGAAACGGCAUUGGCCUCCAGGGAGAUCUUAUGUAGAAUCAUCAUCUUAUUAGCUGUAGCUAAUAGGGGACUUUGAAUCCUGUUGUUAAUGCAGUGCUGAUGCUUCCCUUCUAAGGCUGGGGUGCCAAAAGAUCUCUUGGGAAACAUUCUACAGUAGACGAUAGUGUGCAAGUCAGUUAGAAAAAGGCUGCUUUUUGCUCAAAUCCUAAUGAAAACAGUUGUUGCAAAGGGAUUAGAAUACCCAAACUAAAGUAAGACUGGAAUUCGGGAGGAGAAAACCUGUGCCGGUUAAAAUGGAAGCCAGGGCCGAUAAGACUAUCCACGUAUAGUGGAACUGUGCUUUGAGACUACGUGUGAGUGGGGCAGCCGGCUGAUAAUUGUAGGAGGCUUAAGCAUUUUACAGUGAUGACAAUAAUCUAAAUAUGAAAAGCAGGAUCAGCUUUCAAGCCUCAGAGUGGGUUAGUCCAUCCCAAGAAGAAGCCUCUUCUGGAACGAGAAACGUUAACCACCAAAUGGAGGUCGAUCCUGAGGAAGGUAUGAGGAAAGGGGCCAGAAAUAAUGCCAUUUUUGUUGAGCCGGCAGGUAGGUAAAUCAAGAACAUUGAGAAUCUUUUCAUCACUGUCCUCCACUUAGCAUUUGAAAUCAUUAUUUCCGAAAACAAUCAUUAUUCACCAUAUGUCCAAGUGCAAAACAUACGGGAAUGUUUCUGAAGCUUUGUAAAGUACUUGGUUUUAUUCACUCUGUCCAUAGGAAAGAAAGGGAUAUUUUACACAGAGAAAUUUUAUACAUAAAUAUAUUUUGUUUGUAAUAAACCACUCUCAAUAAACAUCAUUGUUAUCUCUAGAAAA
This is a messenger RNA of Ornithorhynchus anatinus (platypus), 3784 nucleotides long. RefSeq names its product guanylyl cyclase domain containing 1 (gene GUCD1). Lineage: Eukaryota; Metazoa; Chordata; Mammalia; Monotremata; Ornithorhynchidae. The transcript is spliced from 6 exons. The coding region runs from base 183 to 908 and encodes 241 amino acids. The record is from RefSeq and is a predicted model, not a curated record.